This is a messenger RNA of Folsomia candida, 6695 nucleotides long. It is a transcript of the gene VAChT, whose product is annotated as vesicular acetylcholine transporter. Gene Ontology annotation, molecular function: acetylcholine transmembrane transporter activity; xenobiotic transmembrane transporter activity; choline O-acetyltransferase activity. The record is from RefSeq and is a predicted model, not a curated record. Gene Ontology annotation, cellular component: AP-2 adaptor complex; cytoplasm; membrane. The transcript is spliced from 13 exons. Gene Ontology annotation, biological process: acetylcholine biosynthetic process; neuromuscular synaptic transmission; xenobiotic transport. Lineage: Eukaryota; Metazoa; Arthropoda; Collembola; Entomobryomorpha; Isotomidae. The coding region runs from base 2139 to 3878 and encodes 579 amino acids.
AGUAUAUAGUUAGUUUAGUUUAAUGGACACGUUUACAUUGCACGACCACCUCGCCCAAAAAAUUUUACACCCGCUAUACACGUAGUGAGAAGGUACCUACUCCAGGCCACGCUGGUUUUCCGUGUAUCUGACUGCAGCAGUGGAAAAUAUGUGGUGGUGCAGUACCCAAAGGGAAAGACCCACCCUGCUUUCCCUGCCGCCCUGGCUGGGUUCCCGUCGUCUACUACUUCAGUAUGUGUAUGGUUAAGUGGUAGUAUGUAUUGAGAAUUGAGAAUUGGCUACUGGUCUGGCUAUUCUCGAUCGUCUCAUACUGUACAUAUUUCUGUUACUCUUGUCUUGUAAUUAAUUAUCUUACAUUUAUAAUUGUACGCUACUCGUUUUAAAUUCGGCUCGGGUUCCGCUGUAUAUAAAUCGGUUUAAAGGAAUGAGCUACCGAGAGGAUUAAGGUGUUAGUAAAAUAAAAAAUAAGGAGGAAGAAGUAGGACGACGUAAAGUGAGAUCCCCUUAAAUAUAUAUAUACUUUCACCCUGCUGGAAUUUAUUUACAAUUAAUUAUACACAAUUACGGAAAAAUAAUAUACAUAAAACUGCAAACCACUAAUCAUCGGAUAAGUAAAGAUAAGCAAAUUAAAUAUAAAUGUGAGGAAGUAAUCAAAUUUAAUAUAUAUCUAAACUCGAGUAAAUAUAUACAUAUGAAGGUUACGUAAUUGUGGGAGAGGAUUAUGCAUACAUAUCGAAACUGAAUAUACUGCUACAUAUCAACUCAAUUGGGACUGAAUCAAAGGAUUAAGUUUCGUACGGAAUUUUUCUGUGAUCUAAACAAAGCAAUCUGAUAAUCGAAUACUACAAAUUGCGGCAACGUCAUUAACUCUUGAGAAUUAUAACUUUUUCUUGUGGUGCAUAUCCUAAAAUCCAUCAAAAUUUCUCGCUUCGUCCAAACAAAUUUGGGGGGAAUCCGGGAUUACUUGCAGAACCGGGUUGGGCCUUACAUCUCGGGUUGAGUGAGAUUGUUGAGGAUUUGAAAAAGAGUUGAAAAAGCAGAGGAAGAGGGAGAAAAGGUGGGACAUGAGAUGACAUAGCAGCACCCGUUGUUCGGCAGGGAAGGAAGAAGAGGUGUCCCGUUCCAGAGAAUAAGAACCCCACUUUCACUCACUCACCCACUUACUCGAUCAAUCAAUCAAUCAAUCAAUCGGUCAAUUGAGCAGAUCAUAAUCAUCAAUCAAAACAGCAACAACCAACCCUGAUGCACAUCCUCCACCUCCACCAAAAAAAAUUGACAAGACUUUCACCAAAAUAUAACGCAUCGAGUUUAUCCACAAACAACGAACGAAACGAAAAUUUAUUAUCUGCAAAGAAUGAAACAACAGCAGCCCACAUCACCUGAAUUUUAGUUUGUCAAGAAAGUCACCAGAGUGAAACUGGAAAUCCUCCCUGAGCCAAUUGCCGAGGGAUUUUCCGCAACACUCUGACAACGUGACAACUUUGAAGAGACAGGAAAGCAUUUGCUCAUUUCCACAAGGUCUCGAGAGACAUCCACAUCCACCAUCUCAUCCCAUUCCCCCACCAACCAAGCAAAUCUAACAAACCAUACUAAACAGCAGAGAAAGAGAGGACAGGAAUCUGAAGAGCAGGAAAUAAGACAAAAGUCGCUCCGCACCAGUAAAAAACAAGAACCUGUCUAAAUCCUCUUUAAACCCGGCUUCUCUUCUUUCUACACCAGAAAUCCAAAUCCAAUACAAACAUUUCCCCCGAGGAGAGAAAUGAGAGGACGUAUAAUUAAAUUAAAUCAGAUGGGAAUGAUGAAUAUUGGGGAUAAAAAAGUGGAAUGCCUCCGCCUCUUGGCUGUAUUAUGAGGACAUUUCCGUAAGUCAGGAAAGAAGGAAAUGAGUAAGAAACAGCUCUAGUGCGUGUAAACCUUCUCUGUGAUACAAGCUAAUCAAUUCAAUCAUCAUCGUCAGCGGAUGUAAAGUGGAAGGUGCAAAUCAUCAAGAGAAAGAAAGAGAUAUAUAAAUAUAUUACAGAGUAAAUACGGCAUCAUCGAUUGUCGAGCUAUUGUUAACUUCUAGAUUUAGAUAACUUCGUGGUGGUUACCAUUGUACAUAAAGAUAAGAUAAGAUAGAAUAAUAAUAAUCUGUAAAAAUGCCACAAAUACCAAUUCUCAACAUCGAGGUGGCGGAACUGAAAGACUACAUCUUCGCCACCUUGGAAGAUCCCAAAGCCCAGAGAAAGUUGAUCCUCGUCAUUGUCGCGAUCGCCCUCCUGCUAGACAACAUGUUGUACAUGGUCAUCGUACCAAUCAUUCCAGACUAUCUGAGGAAAAUUGGGGCAUGGGAGACUCACACGGAAGGCGGUGAGAUGAUCACCGUUGCCCCGAGAGUGGUCACUUUCACCAACAACACGGGCACCUACACAUACAAUGAAGUCCGCCCACCAAAGCUAAUUAAUGGCGUUCUCGUUUAUGAGGGCGAAGACAGUGCCAUAGGAUUACUAUUCGCAAGUAAAGCCUUGGUCCAACUGUUCAUCAAUCCCUUUUCCGGGGCGAUGAUUGAUCGAAUCGGCUACGAUAAACCAAUGAUGUUCGGUUUGACAAUCAUGUUUCUCUCCACUGCCAUUUUCUCGAUGGCGAGCAGUUACGGGGUGCUAUUUUUCGCCCGAAGUUUACAAGGAGUUGGCUCCGCAUUUGCUGACACCAGCGGACUUGCCAUGAUUGCGGACAGAUAUACGGAAGAGGGUGAAAGAACCAAGGCUCUCGGAAUUGCGCUGGCAUUCAUCUCCUUUGGAUGCUUGGUGGCCCCUCCGUUCGGUGGGGUUUUGUACGACCUGGCUGGAAAAGAAGUUCCCUUCCUCAUCCUCUCCUUGGUCUGUCUUAUCGAUGGAUUACUACUGUGGCUUGUGAUGAAACCAAUAAAGAGGCAGCAGAAAGAUGCUGGCGUACAAAAGCCUAAAGGGACUCCAAUCUGGACACUUUUUAUGGAUCCAUACAUUGCAUGUUGCUCUGGGGCCCUGAUCAUGGCCAAUGUCUCGCUUGCAUUCCUCGAACCAACAAUUUCAGUUUGGAUGAUGGACACGAUGGGUUCGAGUCAAUCAGAGCAAGGGAUGAUCUGGCUGCCAGGUUUCAUACCCCACGUGUUGGGAGUAGUGGUCACGGUCAAGUUAUCCAAGCAAUACCCGCAAUAUCAGUACGCCAUGGCAGCUGGUGGUUUAGCCCUGGAAGGCGUUUGUUGCCUGAUGAUCCCCUUCUCAAAAUCGUUCUGGGUCCUCAUGAUCCCGUUAUCAGGCAUUUGCUUUGGUAUCGCCCUCAUCGACACAGCUCUACUGCCGACUCUAGGUUACUUGGUGGAUUCCAGAUACGUCUCCGUGUACGGGAGCAUUUAUGCCAUCGCGGAUAUCUCUUACUCAUUCGCCUACGCGUUCGGUCCCAUCAUUGCAGGCAGCGUGAUGGAGUCGAUCGGUUUCACCGCGUUGAACGUGGGCAUUGCCGUGGUCAAUUUGGCCUACGUCCCAAUGCUUUACAUGCUUAGAAACAUUUACGAUCAAAGUUUCCGAGAUGCCGCGAAUGAGGCACACAUUAUGAUGAAGGACCCACCUGACAAGCAGUACCAAACUUACGCCAUGCAGGACAGGGUGCCUCCAGAUUACAGCAAAUCGUACGGGAGAUUGGAGGACGAUGACGACGAGUUUGGAGGUGGCGGACAUCGCGUCACUUUUCAAGAGACUGCCAUGAACUCGAAUGGUACAUCGCAAGCUGGCGGAGGAGGGCAGCAAGGGGGGCAAUACGCGGCUUCGUGGGGUGAUGAACCAACACAACCUCAACAACCUGCUAAUCCCUUUAAAAGUGGUGGUGGUGGUAGUGGAUCCAACCCAUUCAGAGCCAAUUAGUUAAGCCGAUAGGAUUAGAUCUACGACUAAAUAAAUGUCGUUCGUUCCGUUAGAGAAAAUGGUCACGGAGAGAGAGAAAAGAGUUUUAUUUCUCGACUUCUUCCCUUUAAUGGACUUUCACUCUCUCUUGAGCACGGUAAAUCUUUCUUUAAGAUAUCAUCCUCUCCUCUCAUCCUGAAUCUAUAUCUGAAUCUACACAAAUAUAUAUGAAGCCUAUCUUAUCUAUGAUUAUAUCCCUUCAUUUUAUUCCCCGUUGUUCAUUUUUAUGUGUCCAGUGGCCGCGGAAACCGUGGGGACAUUAACACGGUAGGAUAGGGGAGGGAGGGGUUUGUAUAUGAUGGACAGAUGAUGGGGACGCCGAACAACCGUGGGGUCAUUGUCCCUUUGUCUCCACGUUUCCGCGGCCACUUAACGAGAAAAAAAACAUAACGUACCUUAACCUUGAUUUCCACUCUGGGUUCGUCACUCUUUAAUCUUUAGGUUGAAUACGAAGAGGAAACAAUAUAUCAAGUAUCAAAACAUAGUAAUAAGUGAAAAAUGGUAGGAAUAUCGUCUCGUCGUACAUAAUACAGAAGAUGUAUUUAGAAAAGGAAGGAAAUAAUCUGAUCAAAAUUGUAGAACCCAAAACUACAUAUCCCUUGUUCGUUCAUCAUCAGAACUUUCAAAGGGGUUUGGUUUGGAUCAUAGUAGAAAACAAUUUGAGAACCUAAAUUAACUCUACGACACGUAUAAAAUUUAUGGAUUUUUAUCAAUAAAUAGGAUAAUAAUCCAUUGGCUGUGGCUGAACGGAUAAUAAACUCGAAAGGUGCGCUCAUAAGACAUAAUAUUUAGUUAAUAACAUAUUUAUAUUCAUUUUUGGUAGUGACAUAAUUUUCAUAAGUAUGUAGAUUUCAGAAAAUCAAAAUUCUAAUAUUUUCAAAGAUUAUGUAUAUUUUUUCGAGGUUAAAGCAAUUCGGACUUGGUAAUGUAGUCAACAGUUUAAUCAUCGGUAUAAAAUUCAGUUUUUAAUCAUAACGUAAGGAGAAAUAUCUAUUAAAAUAAGUAAUUAUAAUCGAUGCCGAAUCGAAUCAUCAACCAAAAUCGACACAUAUCAUGUCUUCGCAUUUCUGACCGGGAAGACGAAUAUCAAAAAUAUAUCAGUCUUAUCCUGGUCAGAUUUUGUGACUCACUGUACAUACAUAAUCUAUCUAUCUACAUAUUUAACUAAGCAGUAGGAUUCAAAUAUGCAGAUAGGAAAUAUUAUAGCAUAUCAUUUAUUAAGUAAAAUAUCUUUAAACGUUUGAAUAGAUAAUUGUAGGGUAGAAUUUCUAGUAGGAGUAUUUUUAUUUCAAAAGAUAUUUUGUGUACAAAGACAGUACUGCAUUUAAAACUAGGAAUAACAUAGCAAUUUAACUAGUUUGUAAACUAGUAUAAUGCAAAUUUUAACUAAUUUGCUAACAAACGAGGCUAAUCCACCAAAAAUUAGGUAUAUGUCGUUCCUUCAAGCCUGAAAUAAUGCUUAGGAAUUGACAAAAUCAUUAGCAUAUUACAAACUUGUAUAAAAACUAGGACAUAUUUAAGUAGCAUAAGGUUCCUUGGGGCAAUAUGAGACAUUUUCUUUUAAAAAUGUCAUCAUUUAUAUACUCAUGAAUUUAGAGUGGCCAUCAUCAUCAUCAAGCAUAGUAAAUGUUGCUUAUGUAUUUGUGCAGUUUUUGUGAAAAGUGGAAAUAUUUCGAGUAGUAGGACGUCAUCACAGUCUCAAAAAUUGUGGUUUAUUAGGGCGAGAUAUCCUGCAAAAGUGUCUUUUUUGACUCCAGCAGAAUUGCGAGUGUUCAAUCUAGUCAGACAAGUGUAGCAAAAUUUCACCUUUACUAGAAUCUCUUUAAUAAUGAUAAGAACUUAUAGGUAGCUCUACUAAUUUUAUGUCAGACAUACCAUCCUUGUUGUACUGUAAACUAUGAAAUACUACUAAUUUAGCAUUACGAUAAGAGCCAGCAUAAGGUACAUAAUUAAGUAUUCGACUAGAUCAUUAUUUCAAAAAUAUUUACAAACUUUUUCCCAUUUCUUUCCAUACGGUAUACGAUUUGCAUACAGUUUUUUGAGCAGCCAAUUACUUUUUUAGCGUCAAAUAUGCAUAAAUACUUAAUUUUGGUUACUUUCUUUGAUCCUUUACUACGAAUAAAAGCGAUCAUGUUGUGAAUAUGUACGUUUUUCUAGAAGAAUAUUUACCAUAGCCUGACAAAUACAUAUUUCAACUAAAAUUAACCCACUCGUAGUCGCAUCAUUAGAAUUUGUGAAAAUGGUGUUAUGUAUUUGUACAGGAAUGAAAAAAACCCAAAUUAAAUAUGUAGUAGGCAAAAUUAUGGAGAAAAAAUCCGAUCAUUAUUAAAUAUGCAUUAGUGUGUAGCAGAACUAGUAAAGUAUUUAAUAACUACGUCAUCAUAUCAGUCGUUGGUUGGUUAUUAAUUAAAUUAGUACAUUGUCGUUGGUUCAGGACAAAACAAAAAAUCAGAGAAUUAAUCAUUCUAACUAUUAUUACUUAUUAUUAAUAAGCCAUUACCUGACCGUGUAAUGGCCAUACAUAAAUAUUUGUAUUUAGCGUAAGACGAUUCAGACACUACAUAAUUUACAUGUAAUACUGUGGACUGUCUAGUUAUAGUAGCUACAUAAAUACAUAUGUAAAACUGAUGUAAUCAAGAGAGGAUGUGAAUCUGAAAAGAAAAUAUUGUCACAUAAAUAAACACCAACAAAAAAUCAAGUCCAUGUCCAUGUCACAUCAGAAGAAUGGGUUGUAACAUGAUUAUGAGCAAUAAAAUAAAAAAAAGUGAACCAGUUUAA